Messenger RNA from Galleria mellonella (greater wax moth), 3046 nucleotides. It is a transcript of the gene Sox15, whose product is annotated as putative transcription factor SOX-15. The coding region runs from base 517 to 2238 and encodes 573 amino acids. Lineage: Eukaryota; Metazoa; Arthropoda; Insecta; Lepidoptera; Pyralidae. Gene Ontology annotation, molecular function: DNA-binding transcription factor activity, RNA polymerase II-specific; RNA polymerase II cis-regulatory region sequence-specific DNA binding. Gene Ontology annotation, biological process: anatomical structure morphogenesis; cell differentiation; regulation of DNA-templated transcription. The record is from RefSeq and is a predicted model, not a curated record. The transcript has 4 exons.
CAGUCGUCGUGUUAACCCGCGCGCGUUCACUGACUGCGUCGCUGCUAUACACUACGAACUUUAACGAAUGUCCAAUCACGCCGAAGAUUUUUGCAUAUUAUUCAUAAAAGAAAUAAUUAAUUGAACUAUUCAUUUCUGUGCAGUGCAGUGCGAUUAAAACUCGUGUUUGAUAUUGUGCUUAUAAAUAGUUUAUGUGACAAGUUACCUAAGGUUAAAGUUGAGAGUACUCACUCACCUACGGAUGUACUUGGAAAAAUAAAUUGUGUUUAAUUAUACGUUUAAGUGAUUAAAUAGUGUGUACAAACGAUAUAUUGACAUAAGUUUAAUCUAAACCAACUCUAUAUACAGAGUUUCGCUCCAAACAAGACUACCCGUGAUGUGACGUGCAUAAUGCGGUACUGCGUCACUGUGACGCAACACGGACGGACCUUUGUAAACUAGUGCUGUGCGAGUUACAAUCGAUUAAUCAUACAACUGAUAAAUCAAUCGAUUGUCUUGUAUACGUCACACGCACGAAUGAACACCCUAAUGCUGACGACUAACGGAGCAAUAGAAGACCAGACCUGUGUUGAUAGCAAUAUGUCGUUUUCCUCAUACAAUAUGAUGGACUCCGGGGGAGCUGGAAUAGCUGAAUCUCCACCCACAUACCAUCGCACUUACGAACAAUACGUCCAAGGCGGAGUAGAGAAUAGUACAGAUUCAGGGCAAGACCAAACCACACCUGAGUUAGUAGUGUGGUCGACUUUACCAUAUGGUUUGGACUAUAGAGCUCAGUACGAUUAUAGAAAUCCCUACGAGGCAUCAAGGGAUUAUUCUACACAACAGUACGCUCGUGCGCCUUUUACCACGAAAAUGGGACAAGCUAAGGCGUUGAAGGAAGCAAGGAUCAGGAGGCCGAUGAACGCUUUCAUGGUUUGGGCGAAAGUGGAGAGGAAGAAGUUAGCAGACGAGAAUCCGGAUCUUCAUAAUGCCGAUUUAAGUAAAAUGCUAGGUAAAAAAUGGCGUUCGCUGACACCGCAAGAUAGGAGACCGUUCGUCGAAGAAGCGGAACGGCUUAGAGUCAUACAUAUGACAGAGCAUCCGAACUACAAGUACAGACCAAGACGACGAAAACAAAAUAAGACCAGACCCAAUCAGCCAACGACCCCUGCGAGUGGACCACCGUCAGCGUCGGCCGCUUUGGGAUCUCCAUACGCAACUGCCACAGAUUCUCCAGAUACACGCUUCUCUCAUAACCCAGGAGCAGGCUUUUCACCGUAUCGAACCUCUCCGCUCGCUUCGGAUUCCUUCCAAAGCGGUCAAUUUAACGGUCAUGUCCAAACUCCUGAAUCAUCUCCCGCAAGGUCCCCAGAGCCGCAAGGUAGGAGAAGCGCGCCAGCAGAAGCGCCUCUUCCCACACCAGAUGCCUCACCAGUGGAAAAUGAAAAAGAAAACUUUCAAUACGAAGAAAGGCGAAGAGCCAUAAAUGCUUCUUCUAUUUCUGAUUCGUAUUCUCCUUACAAAACCUAUAGAACGCCGGGUUCCUUCUCGCCAGCUCCUGUCGCAGCCAUGGGUAUGGCUAACGGGAUGUAUGUUAUGUGUACGCAGAGAAAUGCUGCCGAACAGCCACCUUUGGUCACUGGUACCUUUUUCCCACCGGUCGCAACGUCGCAAGAUCAGCAAGCCUUAGGCACAAGCACUCCUAGGGUAUCUUCUGCCCCAAGCGGACCAAUGCCUUCAGAAUACAGCAUCCAAUAUCAUCCUUACGAACAAUACGAGCAAAUGUAUAAAACUGAAGAUUCUUAUGUCUCUCAUUACCCUGAACAGCCUAAAACUGAGUAUGAUACUGGAAGCUCAUACUUCUCUGAAGAACCACCGACGAAUUCGGGUCCAGAUACAGAUCCGAAUUUUAUGAACCAACGGCCAGAGAUGAGAACGGGUUCGCCGGAUUCCGAUGUUGACGCUCGUGAGUUUGAUAAAUACUUGGACUAUGCCCCUGAAGGUACUGUAGACCAGCACCAGCAGCAACAAUAUCGGUACGAGCAUCAGCAAGGGUACAGGCCUCCUUAUUGUGCCGAGCAACCUCCAGGGCCAGAAUAUUGUUCUGAGAGGAUGUACCCAUCUCCUUAUGCUUCUGUGAUCUCAGGAACGCCAGCACCCGUGGCGUAUGCACCAGCCCCUACUGGCGCUGAUGUCAGGCCCGAAGACGAGUUCAGUGUGAUCCUGGCAGGCGUCAGGCAGACCUGUUACAGCAACUGACUAGAUAGUACUAAUAUGGGAUAGGAAUUUUAAGGACAUUUCCUAAAUAUAGCCCAAAGAUUACACUGUCUCGAUCUUUAAAAUAUAACCCUACUGUUAUAUGGUAAUUUGAUUGUAUUCUCAUGUACACAAGGUGCAUUAUUGAAUGAAAAAGAAAAUGCUCUAAAACUAACAUUGAAAGUUUAUAAAUUUAGAGCUGUACGGUUUCCUAUGUAAAUAAAAAAUAUAAUUUACUCGAAUAAUAAGCAUUGACGAUUUGAUUUAAAUCGAAUGUAUUUAUUAAGAAUUGAUGUUAUGAUUCUUGAGAAGGCUGUUAAAUGAUAUAUAAUUUUAUAAUAAAAUAUUAUAUUGGUGCUAUGUAAGAUGGUCCUAACUCCAAAAACGACGUUCUAUUGUUGACUUCCAAAUAAAUCCGUGUACCAUAGAGGUAGCGAUCCUGUGUAAAAGAUUAUUAUUUAUUUGUAACUAUUUUUGUAUAUUUCUUAGUUAAAAUUAACAAAAGAAUUGUCAAUUUAAUCGACACAUUAGUACUUCCAUUAAGCCUGUAGAUAUAGCCAUGUAAUAAUUAUUUUUAUAUGUUGUUUAGAGUAAUAAGAUAUAGUGUAAUGAAAGUUGACGUUAUCUGUAUAAAUUGUAAGAAAUUAAGGAAUGUGUCUCGUCUCAUUCAUUAUAUUUGUACUAAUAGUUGAAAUAUUUUAAUUUGCAUUGCAAUUUUAGUAAUUUAGAUAAAGACACUCGCACUGCGAAACUAAGUUCUUCCUAAUUAUAAGAAAAUUUAUAAGAACAAUAAAAAUUAUAUUCUAAAACA